AGUUAGCAUUUGUGGCGCUGCAGGAGGUUUGCUAUUGCGGCUGCUUCCUAAGCUGCUUUUCUAGCUAGCGCCUGCUCAGAAAAGUCGCUCGGGAUUUCAAGAGCGACCUUCGUUUACAGAGCUCCGCUGUCCUGAUCCUGUAAAAACAACAACAAUGAAGCUUAUCUCGUGGUCUUAUUAGAAGACAGUAAUUUGUGAUCUGAUCCACUAAGCGAGACACCUUCCCACCGGCAGAUGUUCGAGCGAUCUGCUUUGUCCUCCCUACAAUAGCAUGAUACAGUUUGGCUCCUUUAGGAACAUUCAUGGAUUUAUGAACAAGGCGCUGUGUUCUUGCUACCACCUAGGAGAGCAAUGUAGGAAUGAAGCAAAGAUCCUUCGCUGGGCCACAGCACUUCCCCUGUACAGUAUUAAGAGGGGGAACAAAAGACAAGACACCCCCUCCUAUACACAUUUUUGGGUCCUUCCUUGGGUUCUGGUUUCUUUAUUCAUGAGCGACAUGUUAAAAAAAAAAGCAUCUCCUCCCCCCAUUGGGGCAUAGCAUAUGUGCUUUGUAAUGGAUAGAGGUAAAAUUAAGCGAUUAUUUUAGCAAAUAUUUCACUGUAUUGACACAUCAAACUGAAACCCCGAUCAGGAAGGAAGCCCAGCUAUGCUAGGCGCGGUCAGACCAUACAGCCCCGGUCCCUAUGAGCAAUAGUUUCUAAGUAAGAGUGGGAGGAAAGUCACCUGUCCAUCCCCCCCAAUGAAACAAGUCCAUAUUUUCCUUCAAAAGUCAGCGUCGUUUGAUUGGUUUCCCAAACAAACCAAUGAAAAGGCGAAUGGGCGGAACGCUUCCGUUUAUUUCCAUAUCCGGGCAGCGAGGAGUGGCUGUUCGCCGCUGGCACACGCCAGGGGGCGGUGUUACCUGGGGGCCGCAGGGGACGGCCCUGAGCAAGACACACUGUGGAGCUGUCACCAGGAAGCUGUGGUUCCGAACCAUGACUCAACUCCACCUAAAGCCUGUUUACAGGAAGGGAAACUCCCCUUUCUCGUCCAAAGGUCAGCACAUUUCAGGGAACAGGGAAGUGAAAUUAAACUGCUCUCCUGCCCCGGAUGAGCCAUGGCUGCUGCUGCAAAGGCAAGGCAAAGCCUCCAGGAUGAAGCCUCUUGUUCCAUCUGCUUGGAGUAUUUUAAUGAUCCGGUGACUAUAGACUGUGGGCACAAUUUCUGCCGAGCCUGCAUCACCCAGUGCUGGGAGGGAUCUGAUAAAGACGUCUCCUGCCCUCAGUGCAGGGCGACCUUUCCCCAGAGGAACCUCAGGCCGAACUGGCAGCUGGCCAACGUGGUCGAAAUAGCCAAGCAGCUACAUUCGCAAUCGACAAAAGAUGCCGGAGCCGGGAGAGCGUGCGAGAAACACCAGGAGGCUCUGAAACUCUUCUGUCAAGAGGAUCAGUCCCCCAUCUGCGUGGUGUGCGACAGGUCCAAGGAGCACAGGGCUCACACGGUGGUUCCUGCAGAGGAGGCCGCCCAGGAGUACAAGGGACAAAUUAGGAGUCGUUUGGAGAUGUUGAAGAAGGAGAUGGACGGCAUUGCUGCACUGAAACUGAAUGGGGAAAUAACAAGCGAGGAGCUGUUGCAACAGACGGAGAGCGAGAGGAAGAAGAUUCUGUCGGAAUUUGAGAAACUCCAUAUGUUUCUAGAGGAGAAAGAAUUGCUCCUAUUGGCCCAGCUGGAAGUGCUGGACAAGGAGAUAUUGAAGAGGCAGGAUGAAUUCACCGCCAGGCUCACCCAGGAGAUAUCUCGUCUCGGGACCCUGAUCAGUGAGAUGGAAGGGAAGUGCAGGCAGCCAGCAAGUGAAUUCCUGCAGGACAUCAGAAGCACCUUGAGCAGAUACGAGACAGGGAAGUUUCAGAGUCCACCAUCCCUUCCUCUGGAACUGAAAAGGAGAGUCAAGGAAUUCUCUCAGAAGCACGCAUUUCUGGAGCACGCUCUGAGUAAAUUUAAAGAGACUCUGUCAUCUGAACCAAAGCUGGACAAAGCAAACGUGACCCUGGAUCCAGACACGGCUCAUCCUCAUCUCAUCCUCUCCGAGGAUGGGAAAAGCGUGAGAUGGGGACCUGCACGGCGGGACGUGCCCGACAACUUCAGAAGAUUUGAUCCCGUUCCCUGUGUGCUGGGCUGCGAGGGGUUCAGCUCGGGGAGACAUUGCUGGGAAGUGGAGGUGGACGGGAGCAGUUGGGCCGUGGGGGUGGCCAGAGAGUCUGUGAGGAGAAAGGGAGGGGUCAGCCUGGAGCCAGAGGAGGGGAUUUGGGCUGUGGGGCAGCUGAACCCAAUUCAGUAUGUGGCUCUCACUUCUCCUUGGACAAGCCUCCCACCGGAUAGGAGACCCAGGAAGAUCAGGGUCGCCCUGGACUACAGAAGGGGGCAGGUGGCAUUUUUCAACGCUGAGAACAACACUGAGAUCUUCACGUUCCUGGCAGUCGCUUUUGCUGGGAGAAUCUUCCCGUUCUGCUGGGUGGCAGACAAAAGCUCCCAGGUCAAAAUGUGUCACUGAGCUGUGAGAUCACGUAGUCCUCUUCCCCCACACCCGGGGCCUGGAUCUGGCAUCUGCUCCGUAGAAUCUCCUGGUGGAAUUCUAGUCUGUCCGAGCCAGCUUCUAACACUCGCUUCCCAGCAGUGUCUGACUGCCCACGCCACCUCCUGCUGGAGCCCAGAGAGAGCCCAGUUUCUCUAACGCCUGCAGACAAUUCAUGGCGCAGACAGUUCGUGACCCCCUAUACGCUGCCCCUACUGCAGGAUCCCUCCUCGGAUGAGCGGGAGAGGAUCUUUUCGAAGAGGAGAGAGAUCAGAGGUGGGGGAAACAAAGAGUAACUGGAGAGGAUGUUUAUAGAAGGAAAUAUGAGAGGAAAAUGUAUAGGAGGAAAAGAGAUGAGGGAGAAUAUAAACUCUUUGGAGUGGGGACUGUCUCUCGCUGUGUGUCUGUGCAGCGCCCGGCACAACGGGGCCCUGAUCUCAGCUGGAGUUAUCCUAAUAUAUGUAAUAGGUAAUGAUAGCUACACAAGAGACAUUGAGAAUCAUUCAGAGGAUUCAUAGACUUGGGGUAAAAUUUUCAGAAGUGCGUAAAUCCCAUUUUCAAAGGAGAUGAGUGACUCUUGAGAACCCACGACUCAAUGAAAGUCAACAGGAGUCUGGCUUUGAAGUCACUUCGGUGCUUUUGAAAAUAUGCCCCUCAUUGAACAUUAGGUGCCCUUCUAAGCACCCAUCCCUUUGCUACAUCAGCAGCGAUUUAAGUGAGGGUCUCUGCAGGCCCAGGGCUCCACCCACGUGGACGGGGGAGUCACAGGAUGGGAGCCUUUCUUGGCUUCAGAAGGUGGAAAUUGCCAAAGGAUUGUCCCACGUUCCCUGGUUAAGUGAGAUCAACCGGCGGCUUUCUCUGUUGUCCUUGCUGCUCAUGCAAAUGUUCAGCGUUCAAAGCCAACUCGUGUUUAUUUUAGGAUUUGCAUUUACCUAAGUAAGAAUAAAAAUCCAUAUUUUUAAAUACCCUUAUUUUCUAUUGUGCUUCCCCGCCCCCGAUCUAUAUCACUGAGCAUUUGUGGGGAGGCAAC
Messenger RNA from Mauremys mutica (yellowpond turtle), 3581 nucleotides. Its product is annotated as zinc finger protein RFP-like. Gene Ontology annotation, molecular function: zinc ion binding; protein binding. The transcript has 8 exons. Bases 1097 to 2530 code for a protein of 477 amino acids. Lineage: Eukaryota; Metazoa; Chordata; Testudines; Geoemydidae. The record is from RefSeq and is a predicted model, not a curated record.